CAUACCGUCACAACGAUACAAACGAAAACCUACACUUCAUUGAAAAGCUUAUUCCUGCCUCAGUAUGGCCUGAGACGCAGUAUGUCCUCGCCGGCGCCGAAUUUCGCCUCCUCUCCGUUCUCCAUCACCUCCCCGCGCCGCAUCCCCAAGUCGAAGUUUACCUACAAACAGCUUCACCAGCUGAAGUCCUACAGCCCGCAAACACCUCUCCGCGUAAUCGCACACGUCGACCUUGAUGCCUUUUACGCGCAAUGCGAGACAGUCCGCCGCGGCAUCGACCCAUCAAAGCCCCUCGCAGUCCAACAAUGGCAGGGCCUUAUAGCGAUCAACUAUCCUGCACGCGCGUUUGGGCUUAGCCGGCAUGUCACAGCUACUGAAGCUCUGAAGCAAUGUCCAGAUCUUAUUCUGCAACACGUCGCGACGUGGAAGGAAGGCGACGAGACAUGGGCAUAUCAUGAGAAUUCGUUCAAGGACAUGGCGACGCAUAAAGUAAGCUUGGAUCCAUAUCGAAUGGAGAGCCGGAAGAUCUUGAAAUGCAUAAAAGAAGCGCUGCCGGAGAAAGAGCAGCGUGUGGAGAAGGCAGGGAUUGAUGAGGUGUUCCUGGAUUUGAGCGCCCAGGUGCAUACCAUUCUCCUGCAGAGGUAUCCUGAGCUAGAUGGGCCCAUACCGUACGAUGACCCGACGGAGUACCUGCCGAAAGUUCCGACGACGGUGCUGGAUUGGGCUGCUGAUGCGCUCGUUGAGACUGGCGAAGAGAACGGAGAAGAUAGGGAUCCAGACUGGGAUGAUGUAUGCAUGGUCAUUGCCUCGGAGAUUGUGCGGGACGUAAGGAAGCAUAUCAAGGAAACACUUGGAUACACGUGCUCGGGAGGUGUGGCGAGGAACAAAAUGCUGUCCAAGCUGGGUUCAGCAUAUAAGAAGCCGAAUCAGCAGACUGUGAUCCGCAAUAGGGCGAUUAAGCACUUUCUUUCGGAUAUGAAAUUCACAAAAAUCAGGAUGCUAGGCGGGAAAUUGGGCGACGAGGUGGUUGCCAUGUUUGGUACAGACAAGGUGAAGGACCUCGUGGAACAGCCGUUGGAUCAGCUGAAGAAGUUGGGUGACGAUACUGGGAGCUGGCUGUUUUCAACUAUACGUGGUGAGGACCAUAGCGAGGUGAAUCCCCGAACGCAGAUCAAGAGCAUGCUCUCAGCGAAGUCUUUCCGGCCUACCAUCAACUCGUUCGAGCAAGGCGUUAGGUGGCUGCGAAUCUUUGCCGCUGAUAUCUUCUCGAGAUGCGUUGAGGAGGGCGUGUUGGAGAAUAAGAGGAGGCCAAAGACGAUUAACCUGCACCACCGGCAAGGUACGCAGACAAGGAGCCGCCAAGCGCCUAUACCUCAGGGCAGACCGCUCUCCGAGGCUAUCUUGUUCGAUCUGGCGAAGAAUCUCCUUGCACAAGUAGUAGUCAAUGGGCGGGCCUGGCCUUGCUCCAAUCUAUCCCUCAGUGUAGGCGGUUUCGAAGACGGCAUUACGAACAACAAAGGUAUCGGUGGAUUCCUCGUGCGAGGCGAAGAAGCCAAAGCCAUGAUGUCUACAGGCCGAUCAGCGAGCGGCGGUGAACCACCUGCAAAAAGAAGAAGAACGAAAGGAAACAUUGCGAACUUCUUCGGUCCACGCGAUGACAAAAAAAAGGACUUUGAUGCUGCAAGGGCGGUGCUGAGGACAGCACAUAGCGAGUCGACACGAGAAGAAACGGAAGAUGAUCUUAUUGAGCACGAAGAGGAAGAUCCAUUCCAAGAUACCAAUGACGAUAAUGACGCAAGACCUUCUACGCCCAUUUCAGAUCGUCACGACUCGAACAACGACCUCCACGGACCCAACACACCGCCCUCAGCGCAACCGCAACUCACUACCCACUCACCACCAUCCCACCAGCAUGAUCCAGACAUAUCUCAUACGCCAAUAUCACGCCAAGAGCCCCCCUCACACCAAAAAACUCUCGACACAUACUUCUGCGCACAAUGUAAUCUCCGCUUGCCGCCCAAUGAGAAGGCUGAACAUGACGAUUACCACUUUGCUCUCGACCUAUCAAAGGAAAUGCGGCAGGAGGAGAGAAAUCCACCGGCUCUCGCUGCACAGACUGGGAGUACGCUUCCCGUCGGUCAAAAGCCGAGUAAAGGGAGAGGACGGCCGCCGGGCAGUGGUGCGGGGAAGGGAGGAGGGAGAGGCAUGGAGAAGGGGCAGGCGAAGUUGGCUUUUGGGCGGGGAAGUUGAUGUUGAAUACAUAAUGAGCUUAUAUACCAC
Messenger RNA from Cucurbitaria berberidis CBS 394.84, 2280 nucleotides. Its product is annotated as DNA/RNA polymerase. Gene Ontology annotation, cellular component: site of double-strand break; nucleus; replication fork. Gene Ontology annotation, biological process: response to radiation; error-prone translesion synthesis. The record is from RefSeq and is a predicted model, not a curated record. Gene Ontology annotation, molecular function: damaged DNA binding; DNA-directed DNA polymerase activity. The coding region runs from base 82 to 2250 and encodes 722 amino acids. The transcript has a single exon. NCBI's taxonomy places the organism in Eukaryota, Fungi, Ascomycota, Dothideomycetes, Pleosporales, Cucurbitariaceae.